Molecule: messenger RNA, 2072 nt
Organism: Durio zibethinus
Lineage: Eukaryota; Viridiplantae; Streptophyta; Magnoliopsida; Malvales; Malvaceae
Source: RefSeq, a predicted model, not a curated record
GCUCAAUCUUUGGUCAUUUAAUCCAACUUCCAGAUCAGAUUCUCUUCAUUGAAAUUCUCAAUUUCAACCUCUUCUCAAUUCUUUUCCUAUUUCUGAUUCGAAAGUGAAACUUUGACUAUGCCACUGUUUGUUCUUCAUUUUCUCUACAAGCUUUUUCCUUUGAUAGUUGGCACAUUGUGACUUAGACUUAUCAAUUCUUCAAAUUUCUUUUCCUUUUUCGGGUUUUUACUUGAGGUAGAUCACUGGGGUUUUGGAUUUACAUGUUUUCAACAAUUUCUCAUUAGUAUACAACAAUCCAAAUUUGUGAAGUUUGAGGUUUUCCCUUAGUGGUUCAUCUGGGUUUCUAUUCUUUUCAUGAUAUUUUGUUCAUUCUCAUCGUCAUAAAUUGGUUGAUCCUUUGUCAAUUCUCACCUAUUAUGGUUUACCUUGGUGGGUCCAUCUGUCUGUUUUUGUGCUAUAAUUAGUUCCUACUUCACAUUGUAAAGUCUCGAUUUUUCUUAAAUCUUAAUUUGAACUUUUUGGAGUUGUUAAGACAAUGGGAAGAUCUACACAACAACUGAAGCAAGGCAUGUUAUAGUUGGUACAAUGGGUUUGUCCUUAUUCUUUGUGAUCUGCAUUCUCCAUUCCGUGAUUGCAAUAACGUGUGGAUCCUUGAUAAUGUUCUAUCUAAACGAGAUCUAUAUAUUUGGCCAUGGUGUUGAAACGGCUCAAAAGCUUUCAGGGUCAACCCCACAUGAUCAAUUGUUGAUUAAGACAUCCAAUUCUUUUGUUGGUUUGCUUCUCUUUAUUGUUGGCUUCUUGGUUUUCAUGGUAGCCUUUGUCAAGGAUAAAGAGUUCCAGAGCUUUUUCGCCAAAGGCUGUGUACUCCUUCAUUUAUCAAUGGCUCUUUGGAGAGUUAAUUUUGAGAGGAGGCUAGAGGAUUUGGCUUGGGAUUGGCCAAGACAAGCCGCUGGUGAUUUUCUGCUGGCUCUUUCUUGGGUGUUCUUUUUACUGUAUACUUGGAGGGAGAAGUAUGAUUAGCUUGAACUAGAGCGCAAAUGGAUUCAUGUGGACUGUCACAUUACCGAAUAUGGUUGUUGAUUUCAAUUGAAUGUCUUCGUCAGAGCUAGUAGCAGAUGAUUUGGGAUCAAAUGAUGCAAGAUUCCAUGUUUCUUGAAACAUGGUUUUGAAAAUGUGCAGUUUCUUGCAAAAUGGUAGAUGGAUAUUUAAAAAAGAGAGCCUGCAGAAUAUUUGCAUGGACAUUGUGGUUCCAAUGUUUCCAAUAAGCCUGAUGAGCUAGAUGCCCUUGGAAGGCGGCUGCCAAUCCUUCCAUAUUAGCAUGGAAAAUAUUGUGUAUUUGCAAUCACUUGAUUUGUAAUUGCACUCUGGUGCUUGCUUAUCUAUGCAUCUUGCCCAAAACAAAAUUUAGACAAACUCAUUUCAGAAUCAAAAACCUGUUACAGUGACCCUAAAUAUUAAUCUGGAAUAAGCUCUGAAGCUGCAACUGCUAUACAUAUAAUUUGAAUAAACGUUUCCUAGAAGAAAUAAGAAGUUGAACUUACAUAUCUUUUCUCCUUUUUUCCCAUCCCUUCCCUUCGCUUCCCUGAAGUUGACUUUAUUCAUACUGUGAAUAAAUUGAUAGCCAACUCAGUCUGCUCUGAAAUCUACCUGGUGACUUACAUAUCAACAUUUGUUCUGACAUGUGCAGGAUCUAAUUUAAGAUAAUGGGUAUGUCCACCUCUCAGACGGUACGGCCAUUUGAAUUGUCAAACCGAGCAUUUAUUUAUAUGUGAAUUGUAGUUGAACUAACUGUAAGAUGGAUCCUUCAUUUCUGUUUAGAUCUGUUACAGCCGAUGCUAAUAGAAAAACGUAAGGCUGAAGAAAAUUUAAGGCAUCAACCAAAAUGAUAUGUGUUGGUUGAUCCAUUAUGGAGGCCUUUGAUGCAGCACAACAUCCACAUUAAUUAAACUUCCUGGAUGGCUCAGACUCAAGGACGAAAGCAUCUCCAAAUUAGUCAUCCUACUAAACUUACAAACAGCAAUUUGUACUAGCCAGCAGAACUAAAGCAGGACGUGGUGAAAUAAAACAAGCUU